GUACAAGGAACUACAGACGGAGGCUCUUCACAACCACUUGCAAGAGUAUUUCUAUGGCAUGCAGAUUCGGCCUGGAGAAACGUAUCGCAAUCUGGAAGUGAGGGUGCAGACAGCGUACCGGCGACUGCAGGAGCACGCUAUAGAGUUACCUUCAGAAGUUCGCGGCUGGUUCUUGGUGAGAAAGCUUCAGCUGGAUGCGGCGGCAGAGGCUUUGAUCAUGACCCAUACCAAGGGGUCGCUCAAGCACGAUGAAGUGACCCGUGCAGUGCAGGCGAUCUUUCCACAUGGAGUUGCAAAGAACGUUCAUGGGAGGACCAAGGAGGUCUUCGAAGCCGAUGAGUACCACAGCGGUGGAAACACAGAGGAGCACAUCAAUGACGUGUUUCAAGCCGUUGCGGACCAAGUGCAAUCUGCGGAUGAAUAUGAUGACGAGGACGCCUUGGACGUGUUCGAGACCUACAAGGAGGUAAGAAGGCGUGUUCAGCAGAAAAAGCUUGGAAGAGGCUACAAGCAUGACGAUGGCAACCAGUGGAAGUUGUCUGGCACGGUGAAAGGAAAAGUGGAGUUGCUGAAGAGCAAAACCAAGUGUCAUCUAUGCCACGAGCGUGGACACUGGAAGCGGGAAUGCCCUCGACGCGGCCAAGGAGGCUCAGGGCGGCAGACUCGACCGAGUGGAUCCAACGAGGCAAUGGUGGCCGACGACAGCGUGGACGGGUACAAGGACUUAGAGUAUGAACACUUCCUCGAUGUAGAUGAGAUCGGCAAGUUCGAGAUAUUUCUUGCAGAAAAGGGAGAUCAGGUGGAAGUGGUUUUGGCCAGUCAGGAUGAGGCCCUGAAUGAGACGGGCGAAGUGAGCGGGGACUUUGAGCGUAGUUUGACCGAGUUUUUGAACAGAUCGGGAGCCGAUGACAUGCAGUCCGAUGAG
Symbiodinium necroappetens is the source of this 925-nucleotide messenger RNA. The record is from the annotation of a GenBank genome assembly. Lineage: Eukaryota; Dinophyceae; Suessiales; Symbiodiniaceae.